CUAUCUUCUAUGGAAGAAGUUACCAUAUCAAAUAAGAAUUAUUUAUGCUGAUAAACAUGAAAAAGUUCUGUUUAUUGGGAUUGUUAGUUGGAGGUGCACUAUCUAUGACUCUAAAGGACCAGGAGAGCAUUUUAAAUAAGGAUAUGUUAACACCCGAGGAUAUUGCUAGAAUUCUAGAGAUAAAUGAUUUAGUUCCGGACGGGAGUAAACCUGUAGAGUACGCUUCCUUUCUUCUCAGUGGAGAUCGUUGGACGGAUAUCGUUGUUAGAGAGGAAGGAGAUAUCAAGGAGAUAUCUGGAGAUUAUAUCAGAAAGAACAUAGCAGAGCUGUUAUCUCAAGCAGAAACCAACAAAGAUUCAUUGAUCAAUGAGCAACAGGAAAAAGAUGCCAACCUUGCUCCUCUAGAGAGAAUAGGUGAUGAAACAACAGAAGAUACAGAAACAGAAUCAGCUGACGAAACUACGGAAGCUGACGAAACUACGGAAAAUGAUGAAAUUAUGACAGCUGACGAAACCGCGACAGCUGAUGAAACUACAACAGCUGCGGAAACUACAACAGCUGCGGAAAAUACAACUAUUUUGCCUGAAAACCAACCAAAAAGUGGAACUGUAGAACUUCUCGUAGAAAACAUCGUUUCAAGUGGACAUGCUAUAAACUGGUCACCUACACAGAAUUGUCUGUAUAUUGCAGAUCUAUGGGGAAUGAAGUUUAUCAGAUUUGAAGAAAUUGCUCCUGUAACGACGACAUUUUCUCCCACCACUACGGAAGUUAUUGUAACAUCCGUUGGUUCAACUGUAGCUCCUGAAACAGCUACCACAGAAGAUUCUGCUGAAGAUAACACUGGUAAUCCUGGAUUACUUACAGAAGAUAGUGAUGAUGAUCUGUUUGCAAGAGAUGCAGAUUCUUCAGUUUCUUCUGUUGGAGAAACCACUACAGAUGCUUCUUCUAGAGAUAUUACUACUGCAGAUUCUUUUGCUGAAGAAACUACGGUGACUCCUGCGGAAGCAACCACUUCUCAUGUACAGGAUGAACUGUUUGAUAUCCGAGAGCUGAGAAUCCCUAGGGAGUUCUUGUUCUUAAGUCAUCCGUGGCUAGUUUCAGAGUCGGAAUAUGCCUUUAUAGUUCCAGUCUUACAUGAUGAGGUUGUGUAUGAUGAGUAUGACCAGAUAGUAGAGAUGGAGAUAGAUGUGUAUCCUAGUAAAGUAUUGAUGGGAAUGGGAAACUCUGUUAUAUUUGGAGAGUUUAAUGCUACCCAGGAGGUGACAAAGAUAGUAACGAUAGAAGAGUACAGAGCAAUGAGAGCUAUUACGGUUUUGCGCCCAGAUUUUCAUGUUCAAUCUUCGGCCUUUGUAGACCCUCUUGGUAGACUUAUCACAGGAACCUAUGAUAUCAGACCACUGGACUCAGAUAUUCCCAACAGUAAGCUUUGUAUUUGGGACAGAGCUCUAGAGUGCUUCGGAUCUGGAGCUUAUGAUGUUAAGGUGAGUCGUCCAACUGGAAUGUCCUUUAGCUUAGAUAACUCUACACUAUAUAUAGUAGAUGCAAAUACCAGGAGUUUAUAUAGUGUUCCUUACAACCUAAAGUCAGGAGAAAUGUAUGCUGCAUCAAACACUCUUUCUCUCAAUCAACUUCUUGAAGACCCGAACGCCAGACCAUUUGGUUUAGUCACGGAUGAGAACGGACAUCUGUGGGUUGGGAUUUCCUCCAGAGAAUCUGGAACCUUGGUUGAGAUUAAUCCGGAUACUGAUACCAUCAUAUCUUCUAUAGAUCUACCAGAAUCUGAUAUUUCUGAUAUCAAAUUUGGCGGGAAGGAUUUUGAAUUUAUGUAUAUUCUGACAAAACGAAAUAUUUACAAGAUUCAAGAUAUUGGAGUGAAAGGGAAGGUGGUUUCAGAUUUUAACAUGAUUUAUUAAUUAACAACUAUACAAUACAUAUGUUAAAUUAAGUAAAAUAUGUUCCUUAUCUGUUUGUGUUUCUGUCUGUUAUCCAAUAAAAAUUAAAACUGUCAA
Eurytemora carolleeae is the source of this 2009-nucleotide messenger RNA. RefSeq lists its product as uncharacterized. Bases 45 to 1913 code for a protein of 622 amino acids. Gene Ontology annotation, biological process: L-ascorbic acid biosynthetic process. NCBI's taxonomy places the organism in Eukaryota, Metazoa, Arthropoda, Copepoda, Calanoida, Temoridae. The record is from RefSeq and is a predicted model, not a curated record. The transcript is spliced from 18 exons. Gene Ontology annotation, molecular function: calcium ion binding; gluconolactonase activity.